GCCAAAAUAUAGGUAAUGGCUGCCAUGACUCUUCAAAGCGUGCAAGGACAUGUGACUAGAUCAGGUGAUACUGGACUCCAUUUUAGUGCCUGUAUUUCCCAAUAAACUGUGUUGGGGGCUUGGCUUGAAACAAAGAAGUUCCCUCUAUAUGGAAGAAACUAUAAAAGAGGGAAGUGACAUCACUGAGGGGCCUCACUCCCCUUACAACACAGCACCUGAAAGCACCUUAGGAACAAAGACUGAACAAGGGAAGUGGGGUUCCAGACAGGAAAGAAGGAAACCUGCCUGUGUAUGGAAGCUUGGUUGACUGUUUGUAUUAUCUAACAGGGCUGAGCAGGGCAGAUUCUGUGGGCAGUUUCUUUGGAGGAAACACAAUGGAAAGGCGCAGUGGAAGACUGGCCAGCCUUCAAAAGCAGAAGCCCAAUAUAUACCGAGAAACCGGGGUGAGGAGGGUUUUCAAAAGACCGUACAGGAGUAAGCACUCUUCUAGUGCCACCCGAUUGAAACGAGACUGCAGCCCUGAGCAGGACCAUUGUCCACACAGUGACAGAGAUGCAGAAGACUCAACAGAGCAGCCUACCUGCAGUACAGAGCUGCAUGAAGGAAGCAGCUGCUCCAGCAAAUGUCUUCCUGAAACCAGCACGUUGGUAGACACCACCAACAAUUCCCCUGGGUUGCACAACCAAGGGCAUAUCCCGUUAGAGGAGCAGUCCAGGCAAGUGAUGAAGACGGUUGCUUUUCCGGCAAUAAUAUUCCUGUUGGGCAUCUUUUCCGCAUUUGUGCAUGGCUUUCGCUUGCCCUCUGGGACCUGCAAGCCGCAGAUGCAGUUGAAGCUCAGACACCAGAAUGAGAUUCUUCAGCAACACCUUCAGCGGGAAAUUGAUGACUUCCGAGGGCAGAUCGCUGAGCUGCAGAUUCAAGUAGCGACUCUAGCAAAGACGCAUGGACGGCAGCGUCGGAGGACAAAGAAACAUCCAGUAGGGUCAGUGGACAGUUGGGUACAGGGCAACAGUGACCGCAUCCAGAGGGAGGACUUUGCUCUGAAAUCAUUGGGUGCCUCUGUUGUGAAAUACAGUGAAAGCUACAAGACAGGUGCGCAUAUCUGUAUGUUUGGACUCUGCUGGGAAUAUUCACGAUCUCCAGAUGUGAUUCUACAGCGGGAUAACACCCCAGGGAACUGCUGGGCCCUGCGUGGAUCUCGUGGCUAUGUCGUGGUUAAAUUAUCCAGAGUCAUCCAUCCGCUUGCUGUCACGCUGGAUCAUAUUGCCAAGGAAGACUCUCAGACAGAAGAGAUAUCCAGUGCCCCAAAGAACUUUGCCAUCUAUGGGCUGAAAGAAGGCUUUGGAGAGAAGGGAGGUGCCUUCUUAGGGGAGUUUGUCUAUGAUCAGGAAGGGUUCCCUGUCCAAACAUUCAAGCUGGAGGAUGCAAACACAGAUCGAUUUGGAUACCUACAGCUGAGAGUCCUGAGCAACUGGGGUCACCAAAACUAUACAUGCAUUUAUGGGCUUCGUGUGCAUGGGGACCCAGCGCUCUGACGAACCUGCCGGCAAGAAUCCAUGCAAUAAAUAAUUACUUCUGGGUAA
This is a messenger RNA of Mauremys reevesii (Reeves's turtle), 1583 nucleotides long. RefSeq names its product SUN domain-containing protein 2-like. The transcript is spliced from 12 exons. The coding region runs from base 375 to 1535 and encodes 386 amino acids. The record is from RefSeq and is a predicted model, not a curated record. Lineage: Eukaryota; Metazoa; Chordata; Testudines; Geoemydidae. Gene Ontology annotation, biological process: nuclear envelope organization. Gene Ontology annotation, cellular component: nuclear envelope; meiotic nuclear membrane microtubule tethering complex. Gene Ontology annotation, molecular function: protein-membrane adaptor activity.